Gongylonema pulchrum is the source of this 252-nucleotide messenger RNA. NCBI's taxonomy places the organism in Eukaryota, Metazoa, Nematoda, Chromadorea, Rhabditida, Gongylonematidae. The record is from the annotation of a GenBank genome assembly.
UCGAUUGUUCGCAGCGGUCCCGUGAACAGUGAUGACCUCUACGACUAUGUGAUUCUGACGCAACCGCUCAAAUAUCCGACUAUUGUUCUCGCUCGUGACCCCUUCGAUUUCGAUACCAAAUACAAGCAGCAGGUUAAGGAAUUCCUGGAAAAUCAACGGUUUUGGAACCCUUCCUCACCAUUCAACAGUGCACUCGUGUUUCUAAACACUACAAAUUGUUUCCGGACAAGCCAGUACAAUAUGGAUCUGUAA